Messenger RNA from Eutrema salsugineum, 2185 nucleotides. Its product is annotated as ubiquitin domain-containing protein DSK2b. Gene Ontology annotation, biological process: ubiquitin-dependent protein catabolic process. Lineage: Eukaryota; Viridiplantae; Streptophyta; Magnoliopsida; Brassicales; Brassicaceae. Gene Ontology annotation, cellular component: cytosol. The transcript is spliced from 9 exons. Gene Ontology annotation, molecular function: polyubiquitin modification-dependent protein binding. The record is from RefSeq and is a predicted model, not a curated record. The coding region runs from base 210 to 1913 and encodes 567 amino acids.
UGAGUUGAUUGGCCGUUCAGAGCCAACAAAAAGUCAUUCUCUUCACAUUUGUUAUAUCCCUUUCCUCAAGAAAUCUACCAAAACCGACUCAAGAGUGCUUUUGAGUCUUCUCAUCUUCGUUGAUUUUUUUUUUCUAGGGUUAGGGCUCUUGAUCGAUCUCCGCGGAAAACUCUUGCGAUCUUCUCUGAGCUAGGAUCUAAAAUUUAGAAAUGGGUGGAGAAGGAGAAAGCCAGCCGCUGACUGCUGUUGAUGGUGUUGAAGGAGGAGAAGGAGGAGGAGGAGCUGUGGCCGUGAACGUCAGGUGCUCGAAUGGAUCGAAAUUUAGUGUGAGUACGAGUCUCGAUUCGACGGUGGAGUCUUUCAAAGAGUUGGUGGCGGAGAAGAGCGAUGUGCCAGCUAAUCAGCAGCGUUUGAUUUAUAAGGGUCGGAUCCUUAAAGACGAUCAGUCUCUCCUCAGCUAUGGUUUGCAGGCUGAUCACACCGUUCAUAUGGUUCGAGGCUCUGCGCCUUCUUCAACACCUCCUUCUGCUCCGGCUGCAAAUGCUGGAAACCAAACCACUGCACCUAAUGUUACUCGAGGGGUUGGUUCAAAUGAUAGCUCAAAUCCUCUCGGUGGGGAAUCUUUGUUCCCUGGGCUUGGAUUCAAUCCUUUGGGUGGUGGGAAUGCUAUGGCUGGGUUAUUCGGAGCUGGUCUUCCAGAUCUUGAGCAGGCACAGCAGCAACUAGCUCAAAACCCUAAUAUGAUUAGAGAUAUGAUGAAUACACCAGCCAUUCAGAACCUUAUGAACAACCCAGAAUUUAUGAGGAGUAUGAUUAUGAGUAACCCGCAAAUGCGUGAGCUCGUAGAUCGCAACCCUGAGCUUGGUCAUGUGCUCAAUGACCCAAGCAUCCUUAGGCAAACCUUAGAAGCCGCGAGAAACCCGGAGCUUAUGCGUGAAAUGAUGCGGAAUACUGACAGGGCCAUGAGUAAUAUUGAAUCUAUGCCUGAGGGAUUUAACCAUCUGAGGCGUAUGUAUGAAAAUGUUCAGGAACCAUUGUUGAAUGCUACUACUAUGUCCGGGAAUGCUGGAAACAAUACGGCUUCUAAUCCUUUUGCUGCUCUCCUGGGAAACCAGGGGGUUACUACACAAGGUACCGAUGCUUCGAAUAAUUCUUCGACAACGAAUGCUGAAACGGGAACAGUGAAUAGUAUCCCAAAUGCAAAUCCACUUCCUAAUCCUUGGGGAGCUACGGCUGGCCAGACAAAUGCCCCUGGAAGGACAAACUCUGGUGGGGAUGCGAGAAGCCCUGGACUUGGUGGUCUUGGUGCCCUUGGUGGUCUUGGAGGCCUUGGUGGACUUGGUAUGCUUGGAGCGGAUUCACCUCUUGGUGCCACUCCAGAUGCUUCGCAAUUGACCCAGAUAUUGCAAAAUCCAGCCAUGUCGCAGAUGAUGCAAAGCAUGCUUUCCAAUCCGCAAUACAUGAACCAGCUUAUCAGUCUCAACCCACAACUCCGAACCAUGCUAGACGCGAAUCCUCAGUUGAGAGAAAUGAUGCAGAAUCCAGACUUCCUUCGUCAGUUUAGCUCUCCGGAGAUGAUGCAGCAAAUGAUGACUCUACAGCAAUCACUUCUCUCUCAGAAUAGGAAUACGACCACCCAGGAGCCGGGGCAGACUGGUGGUGCUGCUGCUGCAGGGACAGGCAAUAACAUGGGGCUGGAUUUGUUGAUGAAUAUGUUUGGCAGUCUCGGUGCUGGCGGCCUGAGUGGCACGAACCAAUCCAACGUUCCUCCUGAGGAACGCUACGCGACUCAGUUGCAACAGCUACAAGAAAUGGGGUUCUAUGACAGAGCAGAGAACAUAAGGGCUUUGCUUGCAACCAAUGGAAACGUUAAUGCUGCUGUAGAACGACUCUUGGGGAGUAUUGGCCAGUAGCCAGGAUCGUGAACUUGUGGAUAGAAAAACCGCAUCAAUACGGUAAUUUGUGGUCACAUCUUCUUUCUCUUUACCCAUCCCCAAAACCUUUUUUUUAAUGUAAUUUGGGUCGUCGUCGUCGUUUAACUUUCAGAUUUUAUUUGAAUUGUUACAACAUACAUCUGUAAGAGCUUGUUUCUGAACGUGGAAUGGCUACAUUUACGUUUAUCUUAUAGUUUUUCGUUGUGCUGUGUGUAUUAAUGGCUUGAGAUCAACCAAAAAAGAUUUUGAUG